AUGGAGAAGCGAUGUAAAUAUACAGAGUGUAGAAGGAACUUUAGUCAAAGCUCCCAUUCCACUUCCCUCCAAAUAAAUCACCUUGGGAAGAAAUCCCAUCAGUGCUUGGAAUGUGGGAAAAGCUUUACCAAUAAAAAAAGUCUCAUGACCCAUCAAAGAAUUCAUAAAGGGAAGAAAUCAUUUCAGUGCUUGGAAUGUGGAAAGAGCUUCAGUCGGAAUUCCCAUCUCAGUUCCCACGUAAGAACUCACAGCGGAGAAAAACCAUAUCAGUGCAUGGAAUGUGGUAAGAACUUCGCUUGGAAGGAAAGUCUCACUUCCCAUCAAAGAAUUCAUACAGGGGAGAAACCAUAUCAGUGCUUGGAAUGUGGAAAGAGCUUCACCCAGAAGGAAAGUCUCACAGCCCAUCAAAGAAUUCAUACAGGGGAGAAACCAUAUCAGUGCUUUGAAUGUGGAAAGAGGUUCCUUCAUAGUGCCAAGCUCACGACCCAUCAAAGAAUUCAUACAGGGGAAAAACCAUAUCAGUGCCUAGAGUGUGGAAAGAGCUUCAGUCAGAGUGCCCAUCUCACAACCCAUCAAAGAAUUCAUACAGGGGAGAAACCAUAUCAUUGUUUGGAAUGUGGGAAGAGCUUCAGCCAGAGAUCCAUUUUUAAGUCGCAUCAAAGAAUUCAUACAGGGGAGAAACCAUAUCAUUGUCUGGAAUGUGGAAAGAGCUUCAGCCAGAGUGCUAUGCUUAAGACACAUCAAAGAGUUCAUACAGGGGAGAAACCAUUUCAGUGUUUGGAAUGUGGAAAGAGCUUUACCCAGAAAUUAACUCUAACAUUCCAUCAAAGAAUUCAUACAGGUGAGAAACCAUAUCAGUGCUUGGAAUGUGGAAAGAGCUUCAUUCGGAAAUCCCAUCUCAGUUUCCAUAAAACAACUCACAGUGUGGAGAAACCAUAUCAGUGUAUGGAAUGUGGAAAGAGCUUUGCCUGGAAGGAAAGUCUCACAUCUCAUCAAAUAAUUCAUACAGGGGGAAAACCAUAUCACUGCUUGGAAUGUGGAAAGAGCUUCACCCAGAAGGAAAGUCUCAUAGCACAUCAAAGAAUUCAUACAGGGGAGAAACCAUAUCGGUGCUUGGAAUGUGGAAAGAGCUUCAGUCGGUACUCUCAUCUCAGUUCCCAUCAAAGAACUCACAGCAAGGACAAACCAUAUCAGUGCAUGGAAUGUGGAAAGAGCUUCGCUUGGAAGGAAAGUCUCACUCCCCAUCAAAGAAUUCAUACAGGGGAGAAACCAUAUCAGUGCUUGGAAUGUGGAAGGAGCUUCACCCAGAAGGCAAGUCUGACUUCUCAUCAAAGAGUGCACACCAGUAGUAGUAGUAGUAGUAGUAAUAGUAAUAGUAAUAGUAAUAAUAAUUUUAUCACGAUUAAUGAUCAGUAUCAGGAUAAAAACACCAAUUACAAAAUUGAAAAGUUUAGAACAAAAUAA
This is a messenger RNA of Podarcis lilfordi (Lilford's wall lizard), 1464 nucleotides long. Lineage: Eukaryota; Metazoa; Chordata; Lepidosauria; Squamata; Lacertidae. The record is from the annotation of a GenBank genome assembly.